This is a messenger RNA of Oncorhynchus kisutch (coho salmon), 6262 nucleotides long. Its product is annotated as rho GTPase-activating protein 39. NCBI's taxonomy places the organism in Eukaryota, Metazoa, Chordata, Actinopteri, Salmoniformes, Salmonidae. The transcript is spliced from 15 exons. Gene Ontology annotation, cellular component: cytoskeleton; cytoplasm. Gene Ontology annotation, molecular function: GTPase activator activity; protein binding. Bases 1 to 3324 code for a protein of 1107 amino acids. The record is from RefSeq and is a predicted model, not a curated record. Gene Ontology annotation, biological process: signal transduction.
AUGACGAGGGCUGUAGAGGCCCCCAGAGUGAUAUUUUUAUCGACUGUCUCAUCCAUCAUACUCCUACAGCUACAGCAGCAUGAGACCCUGGGUUGUUGUCACAUCAUGACCCAGCUGGCAUACACAGGAGAGGAGAGAAGCGCUAACAGGCAGACUCCCGGCUGCAGAGAGGCUCACACGCUGAAGCCAAAAGUCAUGUUGGAGUGGGUUGAGAUCAUCGAGCCUCGCACGCGGGAGCGCAUGUACGCCAACCUCCUCACCGGAGAGUGUGUGUGGGACCCCCCUCAGGGGGUGCGUAUCAAGAGGACAGGGGACAACCAGUGGUGGGAGCUGUUUGACCCCAACACCUCCCGCUUCUACUACUACAACGCUUCCACGCAACGCACCGUCUGGCACCGCCCGCAGGCCUGUGACAUCAUCCCCCUCGCCAAGCUACAGACGCUGAAGCAGCACACGGACGUGCCCUGCCCGGGAGGGACGGGGGGGGACAAAGGAGGGAGGACGUCAGCGGAUAACAGUCCAGGGAGGAGCAGUGCCGUCAGUAGAGAGGGGAGCACCUCGUCUUCACUGGACCAGGACCUGACCACAUCGGAGAAACAGGGGAACAGAGAGGAGGCAGAGAGGACCUCUCCGUUCAGGUGGAACACAGGUACUAAGGAGAGGAUGCUGAUCAAGGUGACAGACAGAGAACCCAGCUUCCUCUCUCACCAGGGGAAUGGUUACUCCCCCUGCGACCCCCCCACCCUCCCCCCAGUCCCUGCACCCGGCACUGGCACAGCCUCCCGUACCCGCAGAUCCUCUGGAGGCUCCGCCCCCCCUGAUGGUGCCCCUGACGGCUCUCCCAUCCUCUAUGUUGACCGCCACCAGUCGCCCUUCCUAAAACGGGCGGAGCUAGGGGGCGGAGGAGCAGGGACCCACCGGCGCUCGUCGGCUGACUCACAACCUUCUUCACCCCGCUAUGCCUAUGAACCCCCCCUUUACGAGGAGCCCCCCUCGGAGUACCAGCCCCCGCCCAUCUACGAGGAACCUCCCACAGAUGUGAUGCGCCACCUGGGCUCUGACUCCUCCUCCUUGCUGUAUGGCACAGGGAAGUCCCCCACCCGGGGAAAUCCCUCCUCGGGGACGCCCCUCUACCUCUCGCCCAAACAGAGCCACUCCCCCUACGGUCAGCUGGUGCUGACCAGACAGAAGUGCCCAGAGAAGACACAGAGUCUGGAGUACAGCCCUGCAGGGAAGGAGUACGUCAAACAGCUGGUCUAUGUGGAACAGUCCUCCUCCAGCCCGCGCUUUAAGACGUCCGACCGCCUCCUUCGCUAUGGGACCUCCACGGCCACCCCUUCCUCCACGGGGGGUUAUGGGGGCUCCUACGGGGGAUCCUACACCCUCCAACACAGCCAGAGUCUGAUCCGGGACCCCCGGCUGCUGCUGGACUACGGGGGUGGGGAGGGGAGCGAAGGCGGGGGCCAGAGGCUGCUCUACGAGGACUCCAUGUCCUGGAGCUCCAGUCAGCACCACUCCCUCUCCCUCUCCGGGUCUACAGGAGGAGGGGGCUUCUCGCCCGGUGGCAACCGCAAACGCAAGACCCGGAAGCCCUCCCUGCCUCAGGAGCUGGGGAGUUGUGGAGGGGGUGGUGGGGUGGAGCGGGAGGAAGGGCCAAUGUCGGGGACCCUGUCGGAGGCGGUGAUGAACCAGGCCAGGCUGGCGUGGGAGGCCCAGCAGGUGAUGAAGCAGAGGAGCAGUUGGGACUCAGCCCCGGGAGGAGGGGGAUCGGCUGGUGGCUGUGCCCAGGGAGGUGUGUCUAAAGACGGGUACGAGAGCGACGGUGCGGUGCCCCUCCCCCUGCCAGGCCCGGUGGUGAGGGCGUUUAGUGAGGACGAGGCGUUGGCACAGAGCGACGGGCACCACGGGCAUUACCACUGGAAACGCAGCACCUUCGACAGACUGGGCUUCCCUCGGGCACUACUGGAGAAGAGCCUGUCUGUACAGACCAACCUGGCCUCGCCUGAGCCCUUCUUACACCCCUCACAGUCGGAGGAUCUUGGAGCCUGUGCUCAGUUCGAGGCAAGUCGUAAUGCUCGGAACAUGAUGCCCAGCUCAAGCUGUGGAGUUUUCCCAGAAUUCACCCUGCGGAAGCCGUCCUCGGAGACCGACAUCGAGAACUGGGCCUCCAAACACUUCAACAAACACACACAGGGUCUGUUCCGGCGCAAGGUUUCCAUAGCCAACAUGCUGGCAUGGAGCAGUGAGCCAAUCAGGAAGCCCAUGAUCGUGACUUCAGACCGUGCGGUGAAGCGGGAGGCGGUGGAGAUCUUUAAACUAAUCCAGACCUACAUGGGAGACCGCCGAGCCAAGACUGACCCACUCACUGUCGCCCUGGAGGUGGCAGUGCGUGGUUGGAGCAGUCAGGGUCUUCGUGAUGAGCUCUACAUCCAGCUCUGUCGUCAGACCACAGAGAACUUCCGCUACGAUAGUCUGGAGAGGGGCUGGGAGCUCAUGGCUGUGUGUCUGGCCUUCUUCCCCCCAACUCCACGCUUCCACUCCUACUUGGAGGGAUACAUCUACAGACACAUGGACCCCCUCAACGAUACUAAAGGAGUGGCGAUAAGCGGCUAUGCCAAAUACUGUUACCGUAAACUACAGAAGGCUGCUCUGACCGGAGCUAAGAAGGGGUUGCAGAAGCCGUGUCUGGAGGAGAUCAAACAUGCCAGGAACGCCAUAUUCAGCCCCUCCAUGUUUGGCUCCUCCCUGGAUGAUGUGAUGUCACUGCAGAAGGAGCGUUACCCCGACAGCCAGCUGCCCUGGGUCCAGACACGCCUCUCAGAGGAGGUUCUGGGGCUCAACGGAGACCAGACAGAGGGCAUCUUCAGGGUUCCAGGUGACAUAGAUGAGGUCAACGCCCUCAAGCUGCAGGUGGACCAAUGGAAGAUCCCCACGGAUCUGGAGGACCCUCACAUCCCAGCAUCUCUGUUGAAGUUUUGGUACAGGGAGUUGGAGGAGCCGUUGAUUCCGCAUGAGUUCUAUGAGGAGUGUAUCACUCACUAUGAUGACCCUGAGGCUGCAGUCAACGUUGUCAUGGCCCUGCCUCACAUCAACAAACUGGUGCUCUGCUACCUCAUACGUUUUCUACAGGUGUUUGGCCAGCCUACCAACGUGGUGAUAACUAAGAUGGAUGUGAACAACCUGGCCAUGGUGAUGGCUCCCAACUGCCUGCGCUGCCAGUCAGACGACCCACGCAUCAUCUUUGAGAACACGCGUAAAGAGAUGUCCUUCAUCCGCGUGCUCAUCCAGCGCCUCGACACCAGCUUUAUGGAUGGCCUGCUAUAGCCCCCCAACUUCAACUGUGCCCCAAAACUACCAUACGACACGGAGCGCCUCUCUCCCUGCUAUAGCCCCCCACUUUUCAACUACACUACCCUGAAAAAAAACCACACGGGUUGCCCCCCAAUUUUAAAUGUGCCCAUAAAUCCACCAAGGCUCCACCUUCCCCACAGACCCUGUUCUAGCCCCCCAACAUCAAUUGGGAUGACCAGUUGGGAUACCUCCCAACUCCAACUUCCCCCCCAUAUACCCUGCUAUAGCCCCCAAACUACAACUACUGACCCCAAAACCAUCCAUUCACACAGGACGGGAUGAUCCCCGAAGGAGCCCCAACCCAGCCUGACCCGGACCCCUGACCUCUAACCUCUACCCCCACCCUACACACAGGGACUUGCAUCUCACACACACUGAUGUACAGGGUUACACAUACUCACAUAGACAUACUGUCACAUGUACAUUUACUGACGUGUACACACACUCACUUGUAUAGUACACAUCCAUACACACAAUUUCUGAAAUCAGGGUGUUGGACCACAAAUCAGCUCCGAACCCAGAGCUGCAGUCAAACUGCCAUCAAAGGUGGAUAAAUGAAGAUGUCCCACUCAGGCUGUUUACCAUUGAUAAAAAUGGUCACAGUUCCGGCCUGCUUAAGGGAUGACUCUUUCAUAGGUACAAAUGCAUUAGCAGCUGAGUCUGGUCUGUUUAGUUCAUUGACUAAAUGAACCAGAAAAAAGGAGGACGUGAGAUGUCUUGCUUCCUCUCCUGUCUCUGCUGCCAUGAAGCCUGUCAGUCCAUCUGCACUGUUGUCACCAACCAACUGAUGUCAAUAAAGUUCUUUAUUUAGAUUUUUGGGGACGGUGGGGGGGGGGGGAGAAUCCAGGUCAGGUGCUAGACGGGAUCAUCGCAGCACUGCCAAUCAACCGUGACUGUUGCAACCAGAAGUGAUAGACAACCCUACAGCCCUUAUCGCCCAUCCGCCUGGUACAUAGGCCCUCCUGCCCCACUCACCCCUCUGACCACCCAGACAACCACACAACCUCUACCCCUAGAGCCCCUCACCAUCUACCCCCACAACACAUCCUCAAGAUGGUGCACACCUCUAUACUCUCAUACUGAUAUGAUUUCCGAAUGUCUAAAUUGAGAUCUGUCCACCUCUGUCUGUCUGUUUCUCUCGGUCAGAAAAACUGGACCUGUCUUUUGGACCUGUAAAGUUUUCUUUAGUUGCUGAUUUGACUGGGUAUGGAUUAAAAAUAUAUAUUAUUCAUUGAUUUGUUGUAUUUAACAGAGUUAAGUUUUUUGCCCACGAUUUUAUAUAAUUUAAUUUAUUUGUAUUUAUUUCAGCAAUAUUUCCUAAUGCCUUCUUAUUAGACAAUAUACUUUAGGAUUCACGUUGUCUGUCUGUGUGUCCCACAUUGCACCCUAUUCCCUUUAUAGUGCACUAGUUUUUGUCAAAAGUAGUGCACUAUAUAGGGAAUAGGGUGCCCUUUUGGGAUGCACAUCGUCUUUAUGUUUGAGAGAUUGAGUGUGGACAUGUAGGCAUGUAUGUGCUUGUGUCUGUGUUUUCAAUACAAUAGGGCAUAUACAUCACAUGUUCAUCUGCUCUCUGAAGGGUACAGUUGGUGUGUCUCUCUGUGUGUCUGAGAGUUAAGUCCUGCUGUUUUUUUUGUUCUGUUCAAUCUGUGUUUACACACGUGCACAACCUAAUUAAGUCCACAUUCUCGCAGAAGGACUCUCGUACUCUAACAUUCACGGAAGCCCUCACGCACUCAGAUGUUGCGUAUCUGUAGAUGGAUCUUUUCUGCGUUAAAUAGCGGUCAAGCAACAUGUUGAAGAGAUAAAGUGGAUGCGUGGUGAGGAAGAACGGGAGGGGAGAAAGGGGUGUAUGUCACUAAGUGGGGCGGCAGGGUAGCCUAGUGGUUAGAGCGUUGGACUAGUAACCGAAAGGUUUCAAGUUCAAAUCCCCGACAAGGUAAAAAUCUGUCGUUCUGCCCCUGAACAAGGCAGUUAACCCACUGUUCCUAGGCCGUAAGUGAAAAUAAGAAUUUGUUCUUAACUGACUUGCCUAGUUAAAUAAAGAUAAUAAUAAAAAAUGUACAGUACCAGUCAAAAGUCUGGACAGACCUACAAGGGUUUUUCUUGAAUGAGUAUGUGCAUCCCAAAACAUACCCUAUUUCUUAUAUAGUGCACUACUUUUGACAGAGCCCUGGUGGGACCUCGUCAAAAGUAGUGCAUUAUAUAGGGAAUAGGGUGCCCUUUGGUAGGUACACAAAGUGUGUGUGUGUCCUUUAAAUCAAUGACAUCAAGCAUUACAACACCUGGUUACCAAGUAGGCCUACCUUGGUUGCACAAGGACUGGGUGCAUUCUAUCAGGGUGGAACUGUAGUGAGACCUGGACCAUUUCUAAUCAAACAAAGCUUGGCGUCAUCUGACACAGGAACAGGAUACAUGUUCUUUGAUACCGAAUACAUACAGGAUACAUGAUGUUUGACCACUUUUGAAUGAGCAAAUAGUUUUGAUGAUCAUGACAGAGACCUGAUCUAGUCCAAAAGUAUAAGAUAGCUAGCUGCUCGUUGUGACUCGCCCUGCAUCAGAGAGCUCAUUGAACAGGAGAGAACGACAGAGCAAUAACCUACACCCUCUGGAUCAGUAACCAGGUUUCUAUCCAACCUUUUUAAGUGAGUGAAGUAUAUGUCAGAUAAAACAUUUCACGACAGUCGUGAUGGAAACCGCAAAUAACCAUCAUAUCGAAGCAAACUUCGAGUCACGUGAUGAUAUGUUUGGUCGUCUUCCCACUAUAAUACUGCAGUGAUUGAUGCUCCUUUCCAAUAAAUAUUGAGGGUCUUAAUCCAGAGAAAUUAUGGUCGAUACUUGGCUGCCUUUUGACAUAUUAAAAUAAUCUCGCUCUUUUGUCCAUUAUAAUGUCAUCAUAUAGGCUAUCCUACGU